Lodderomyces beijingensis is the source of this 1830-nucleotide messenger RNA. The record is from the annotation of a GenBank genome assembly. NCBI's taxonomy places the organism in Eukaryota, Fungi, Ascomycota, Pichiomycetes, Serinales, Debaryomycetaceae.
AUGCUACUAUCAUGGCUGGUGAGCGCAUUGGCAUUUGCAAGCUGUGUCAUUGGAAGCGACUCGUACUCGGAAUCGCUCCAUUUGAAACCGUUACCGAGGAAUAAACUAUUGUCAAGUUUCCGGUUCCAAAGUGAAUCACUACCGUUUGAACCGGUUUACCAUAACGAAUCACAUCAUUCAGGAGAGGUAGAGCAACGCGAGAAGCAAAUGAGUCACUAUUCCUUUUUUCCGAGCUCGUUGGGGCCAAUAAUUGCAUCUACAAACACACGAGAUCUCUCGUUGAGAUUUACACAGGGAUGGUGGGAUGCGAAAUCGUGGGGCAAGUUACCUGGCAAUGGAGCUAAUAGUGGAGGCACCGGUGUCGAAGUAGUCGCGGUAAUUGAGGCUCCCAGUAUCCAAGCAGCCAAGCAGAGCUGGUCCAAGUUGACCAAGAUCCUCUCGGGCUUCUUUUGCGCGUCACUAAACUCAAUUGAAGAAGACACCACGACGUUUCCCCGCUACGCGGUGGAACAGAUGGAUCCUAGAAACUAUAGACCCCAGGUGGGCAAUAAAUUGUACUUGUUGCGAGCCGCCUUACCGAGCGAGCCCGUGUGCACGGAGAAUUUGACUCCCUUUUUGAAACUUUUGCCUACGAGAGGCAAAGCCGGUGUUGCUUCGUUACUAGAUGGCCACAAGGUCUUUGACUCCUUGUGGCAUGGCAUGUCGAUUGAUAUCCAUACUGAAUGCAACAGCAGUGGUGAUGGCACGUGCAAGUGGGAAUUGCACCAGACAGUCAACCAAGUCAUUGAUGUCAUUCGAUCGAUUAGAAAACAUCGCGAAGGAGGCAUCCCUAAACCGGUGCAAGGUGAAAAACUUCGCUGUGAUGCGUCUAAAAAGAACAACAUUUGGCAAUGUUUUCCCUUGGGCGACCCGACCGAACUUCUGUGGAGCUUGGAAACUCUCUACGGCAGAACCAUUAAUGGUCCUGCAUUUGAGGACGAUGAAGGUGUCACUGUGGUGACCAUUGAUGUUGACCGCUCAGCAUGGAACGUUACUUUGAAACGGCUGAGCUCGGACGCAGUCAUGACAAAUGACUUGCACGGGGAUAUCUUUGAGAUUGUGCGUGAACCGUUUAAACACGACUUUAUCUUUUUCACAAACGAUAGCACCAAAGUCGGUGCGGUUGAAAGUCCCCCCUUGUACGUUUCGAGGUCGUUGACUGGUUAUUCGUUGGACAAGGGUGGAUUGAGGGUAGCCUUUACCAACCCAUCUGCCAAAGCAGCUCAAUUGAAAUACUUUGAAUCCGUUCCAUGGUUCAUGAGAUUGUACAUGAGCACGUUGGAGCUUAGUCUCUGGGAUAGUCAAAGCACGCGUGUAGUACACAAUCACAGUGAAAUCAUCAAGAACAACUACUACAGACCCUCGGUAGACAGACAACGGCCCUCGCACUGGGAACUUGACUUGGAAGUACCAGCAAAUCUGACUUUGCGCAUGACCUACGACUUUGACAAGUCUUUGUUAUUUUACCGCGAAUAUCCUCCAGAUGCAAAUCAUGGAUUCGACGUGGAGCCCGCGGUGAUUUUGGUGAAGGACGACAGCGGAAACAUUGUUUACGAUUUCAGAACCACGAGUUUGUUGCUUACACUCCCCACCCCGGAUUUCUCCAUGCCUUACAACGUCAUCAUCUUGACCUGUACUGUGCUAUCACUCGCAUUUGGUAUUGUGUUUAACUUGCUCACAAAGAAAACAGUCACCGAAGAAGAGUUUGAGCGGGUCCUGCAAAAUACAAAGUUUGCCAAGUUCAAAGCUUUCAUUCAGUCGAAGUUGGUACGUAAAAGCAAAGUUGAUUAA